Molecule: messenger RNA, 1453 nt
Organism: Betta splendens (Siamese fighting fish)
Lineage: Eukaryota; Metazoa; Chordata; Actinopteri; Anabantiformes; Osphronemidae
Gene: cdca8
Product: cell division cycle associated 8
Exons: 11
Coding region: 185-1027 (280 amino acids)
Biological process (GO): mitotic sister chromatid segregation
Cellular component (GO): spindle midzone; chromosome, centromeric region; chromosome passenger complex
Source: RefSeq, a predicted model, not a curated record
CGUCAGGUGACGCAAUAAAAAGCGUGUUUCCCCAUUGGUUGAUUUUGGCCGUUGGCUCCUCCCCGCGGGAAGAUUUGAAAAACGCAGAAAAAACGAAGAAUCAGAAGUUCGGUGUUUGACGGAGGAGGACAACACAGAAUUUAGGUCUGCUUACAUUUACUCGUUUGUUGCCUCUCACGCAGCCAUGGCCCCCAGGAAAGGCACCACCAGAAAACGGAAAAACAACGCCAAGGCUGCCAAGGUGGAGGCGUUUCUGGACGACUUCAACAGCGAAGUCAAGACCAGAGUUGAACACAUGAAAGAGAAGCUCAAACAUAUGUUGAAGGAUGUUGACAACAGCUACAACAUGGCAUUAAUUAAGCUCCCUGUGACCGUUAGGAAGAUGCUGUGGGUGGAGUAUUUCAAAUUUGAGAAACCAAACUUCCCAGAUGCAGAGAAUGUAAAGCAGAGUGAGGAAGAAGCUGCUGCAGUGAAGAUAAUCGAGGAAGAAGAUCACGAAGUCCUUCUAAAAUCAGUCAAAAAAAAGUCAAAGAAAAAACGUGAUGUCAAAUCCAAUUUGGAGGAUGAAAACACUCCAAGCACAGUGAGGAAGACGAGAGCUGCUAAAAAACCCCCAACAACAUCAAGAAGAGCCAAAGCCUUGUCCGUCAACAAGGAGAACACAGCCAUCAGACGAUCCACCAGGAAGCCCUUGGUCACGCCCGCUAGAAGUGUUCUGGAUUGUUCAUUGAUGAUGGGCUCCACUCCUCUAGUCACGCCUCGCUUUGACCCGAGGCUUCCUAAGACCCCUGCUGUGAGAGUUCCCCGCCACAAAGAGAGGGUCUAUAGCAUUUCGGUUAAUGGCUCUCCAAUUGCAGCCGGCAGUGAGGACAUUGUCAUCAACGUUCCCAUCGGCAACGGGGAGAGCAUUCAGCUGUUGGCCAGUCAGAUGGACUCAGUGGACCUGUCUCAGCUGGAUGAAACGGCUUGUAAGAGCCUUCGGCUGCUGCAGAAUCGCCUCACAACCCUGUGCUCAAAACCAGAGUGAUCUCAUGUAUAUAUUUGGGCUUUUGUAAGAUAAUUUCUUAUUUGUCAGACUGAAUGUGUCCAGUCUGUUUGUUGGACUGAAUGUGUCCAGUCCUUGUCAGAGCAGUUUGUCUUUUUUUUUUUUUUAUGCUUUUUAUGCUUUUGAGCAAAUACACUUUUACCAUAGCACUAAAUGUGUAUAAUGUUUUCUGUUUUAUUCUGAUUUUUUUUUCUUUUCUCUCAUUUGAUUUGCUGUAGUGGACCGUUGGGCUGUGUACCUUUGCCGAAUGAGCAGCAGGUGGCAGCAUUUUCCCACAGACUGUUUAGUGAUCAGCGUCUCUCCUGAUCUUCCUGUUAAGUCGAAAUAGAUUUAAGCCCCUUGUUUUGAGUUUUCUAACAUAGUGUGGGAGAAAAUAAAAAGAUCUGUGCUGUACAGGUUUUAAUAAGG